AUUAAAUAUAUUUUAUAUAUUUUUGGGAUAUUAAAAGACCAAAAACCCUAUGGCUAUAACUACAGCCCAUUGUUCUUAAAUGAAGCCGUUGUCUUAGCAAAAUGGUUGUUGAAAUAACUGUCUUGUGCAGGACGAAUGCAGAUCAUCGAAGGUCUGUAGCAGCCUGUUUGGUUCAGGGCGUCUACAGUUUGCAGCAUGACCGCCAUCGCCAUGAGAAGCGUGAAGAUUCACAAGCUCUGGCUCCUCCUUGGUGGGAGUCCUUUCAUUUUGAGUUGCUUGAUCGACUUGUUGAUGCUGCUGAUCUUUCCAUCUUCGGUGCCAUUUACGAAUAUAAACCUCCGACCUCUCAUUAUAAUGACUCAAUUGAAAAGCGCCCUCGUUAUGUAAUUGCUUUCCGAGGUAUCCUGACCGAAGAAGACACUAUCGCAAGAGACGUUGAGCUGAUUUUCCACUUAAUCCGAAAUGGACUCCACCAAAAAUCUCGCUUUAAGAUUGGCGUGCAAGCUGUUCAAGAUAAGGUAGCUGCUGUUGGUGAUUCAAAUGUCUGGUUGGCUGGACAUUCCUUAGGGGCAGCCAUGGCAAUGCUGGCUGGAAAGACUAUGGCCAAAA
Molecule: messenger RNA, 609 nt
Organism: Rubroshorea leprosula
Lineage: Eukaryota; Viridiplantae; Streptophyta; Magnoliopsida; Malvales; Dipterocarpaceae
Source: the annotation of a GenBank genome assembly